AUGAGUGUCUUUGAUGAUCACUCAGAUAAUCAGACACCAGCUCAGCUUUUCCAAUCUCAGAUACGCGUGAAGAAUACGAGCACGCCAAGUGUAGACAACACGAGCAAAGUAAAGGAGGACAUCGACCAAUUUAGGUACAGAGAUAGCACAGAUGAGAGGACAGACGAAGAAAUCCUAGUUAAACGACUCAAAAGACGCAUUGAUUGGCAUAUUGUCCCUGCACUGUUCCUGCUUUUUUGCGUCAAUUUUCUGGAUAGAGUCAAUAUUGGUCAGGCCAAACUAGAAGGUCUUCUUACAGAUAUACACAUCAAUGACUAUCAGUUCGAAAUCUGUUUGACUGUAUUCUAUGUCAGCUACAUAGCUUCAGAGAUACCCUUGAAUAUGCUUACGAAGAAGAUAGGGCCUCAAUGGACUAUUCCGUUGAUGGCUGUCAGUUGGUCCAUCGUUUGUACUCUCACUGGCAUUAUUCAAAAUUACGCAGGGCUGAUAGCGGUUCGCUGGUUUCUUGGUUUAACUGAAGGAGGUAUGUUUCAUGGCAUGCUGAUAAUCCUUAUCGCGUGGUACCCACGUAAGAAUCAAGCGAUUAGAAUCACGAUCAUAUAUCUCGGAAGCCAACUUGCUGGUGCAUUUGGUGGUAUUUUCAGUUAUGUGUUAGCUCUGAUGCGUGGUGUCGGUGGACUUGAAGGUUGGAGAUGGAUAUACAUAAUAGAAGGAUUGUUGAGCUUCAUUGUAGCCAUGGGAUCAUUCUUCUUUAUACAAGACUUUCCUGAUAAGUCUAAGCUACUCAACGAGGAUGAAAAGGCGACCUGGUACAGAUACAUUGAAACACAACAGGGGAUGCGUUUUGAUGAAUCUAUUCCUUUCACAUGGUCACAAGCCACAUCAGCGUUUACAGAUUACAAAAUGUACAUGUUUUGUGUUAUCAACUUCGCUAAUGGUACUCUCCUCUAUGUUUUAAGUACCUGGAUACCAACCAUCAUUAGUGAAUUGGGCAAUUUUGAUAUUGCUGAGUCGCAUCUACUCACCGCACCUAUUUAUAUAUUUGGUAUGAUCGCAGCUUUCUUGGCUGCUCUCUGGUCAGAUCGUAAGGCAGAAAGAGGGUACUUAUGUGUUUCCGGGUUAUCAAUCUCAGCUAUAGGAUUUAUCUUAAUUAUGGCAAUACCACCCAACAAGGCCGUUGGUGCGAGGUUUUUCAGUUUGUUCUUGAUGAUCGCGGGCUCUAACAUCUGUGCAGCCGGAUUAUUGUCUUGGUAUGGAGCUACAUUUGGUCCAUCAUAUAGAAGAGCUAUUGCAACUGCUUUCAUUAUCAUGUGUGGUAAUAGCGGAGGUCUGGCAUCUAGCUUCAUCUACCCCGAAUCCACAGCACCAAGAUUCUUACCGGGUCAUGCAUACUGUUUGGCAUUCUGCAUUAUUGGUGCCUCAAUAAGUUUUAUUUUGAGGUAUCUCCUCAAGAGAGAAAACGACCGUCGCGAUACACUCU
Messenger RNA from Wallemia mellicola CBS 633.66, 1480 nucleotides. Its product is annotated as MFS general substrate transporter. Gene Ontology annotation, molecular function: transmembrane transporter activity. The record is from RefSeq and is a predicted model, not a curated record. The transcript has 10 exons. Gene Ontology annotation, cellular component: membrane. The annotation marks the transcript as partial. Gene Ontology annotation, biological process: transmembrane transport. NCBI's taxonomy places the organism in Eukaryota, Fungi, Basidiomycota, Wallemiomycetes, Wallemiales, Wallemiaceae.